AACCAACACCAUCACCCAACGCCCUCAAUUUGGGUGUAUUCCUUUUUGGUUUUGGGCGUCCGCUUAAAGAAACAGGAAGCUUUUGACACCCACAAAGCAAAAGUGGAAGCUAGAUUCCCAGUUUGUUCAUAUCAUUAAAGCCCCCUCUAAGCCCCCUCCAUUUCUGUUCAAAUUUCAAACCCAAAUCCCACUUCUUCUUACCUUUCGUUAUCUUCUUUCUUCUUCCCUUUUCAAUUUCUUGCUCUUUUUUUACCAAUGGAGACUCAGAAACCAAAAUCAGAGAAGUGGGUCAUUUUCUGAGAGAUCGAAUUCGCAGCGAUUGGUGAAGAUUAUAUUCAAAAACUCAAAAGGGGUUUCGAAAUGAGUACGGCUCGAUUCAUCAAGUGCGUUACUGUCGGAGAUGGGGCUGUCGGGAAGACUUGCAUGCUCAUUUCCUACACUAGCAACACCUUCCCAAGUGACUAUGUGCCGACGGUUUUUGAUAAUUUUAGUGCUAAUGUGGUGGUCGACGGCAGCACUGUGAGCUUGGGGCUUUGGGACACUGCUGGGCAGGAAGAUUACAACAGGCUGAGGCCUUUGAGUUAUAGAGGAGCAGAUGUGUUUCUGUUGGCAUUUUCUCUAAUCAGCAAAGCUAGCUAUGAAAAUAUCUCUAAGAAGUGGAUCCCGGAGCUGCGGCAUUAUGCCCCGACCGUGCCGAUUGUUCUUGUGGGAACUAAACUUGAUUUGAGGGAUGACAAACAAUAUCUGUCCAGCCAUCCUGGGGCUGUUCCGAUCACGACUGUGCAGGGUGAAGAACUGAAGAAGUCAAUUGGUGCUGCUGUUUAUAUAGAAUGCAGCUCCAAAACGCAGCAGAACGUGAAGAGUGUGUUUGAUGCUGCCAUCAAGGUCGUUCUACAGCCACCGAAACCGAAGAGAAAGCGACGAAAGGCCACAAAAUGUGUGUUUCUUUGAGCUGGGUUUCAUGUCAUUCAGUUUGUGUAGUGGAAGACAUGGACUUCUCUUUGAGCUGGUCUCAUUGUUGUUCUUGCUUCUUAUAUUAAUCUUCUCGUUUAAUAUGAAAGGGCUGAAGUUUUCAUUGUGAAA
Cucurbita maxima (winter squash) is the source of this 1083-nucleotide messenger RNA. Its product is annotated as rac-like GTP-binding protein RAC2. The transcript has 7 exons. Gene Ontology annotation, molecular function: protein kinase binding; GTP binding; GTPase activity. Gene Ontology annotation, cellular component: plasma membrane; cell projection; cytoplasmic vesicle. Gene Ontology annotation, biological process: regulation of cell shape; small GTPase-mediated signal transduction; regulation of actin cytoskeleton organization. The coding region runs from base 361 to 951 and encodes 196 amino acids. Lineage: Eukaryota; Viridiplantae; Streptophyta; Magnoliopsida; Cucurbitales; Cucurbitaceae. The record is from RefSeq and is a predicted model, not a curated record.